AUGCACACUCUGACGGUUUGGGAUAAGCUAGAUGCGUUUAUCGGCUGGCUUUCAGUUGUCGCAGAGGCAAUAUAUGCUGCAGUCACAGGGUUAUUCCGAGGCCCUUCAGGGGCAGAUACCUAUCAUCAUCAUAUAAUCCAAGCUGUGGUUAAGAAGUCUUAUGACCAACUCUACCUGCAUUACUGCCAAAAGAAUGGCCUCAAGCCACAUUGUGUCUCGAAUAUCCGCGGGCUGAAAGGGUUCUGGAUUGGCAGUCCCUCCGCGGAAUAUAUCGUCAUCAACUUCCAUGGUGGUGGUUUUGCCAUGGAUGCGACAGCUUCCUACCUUGACUUCUGGCCGCGGAUACAGAAGAGUCUUGCAAAUGCUGGUAUAGAAACGGCCUGGUUCCAUUGCACGUAUACCUUAACACCGCACGCGGCGUAUCCUACUCAGUUCCAAGAAGCCGUCGAAGCUCUACGGUAUAUUCUGGAGGAUGUUGGACGGUCACCGUCCCAAAUUCUACUAGCUGGAGAUUCGGCGGGCGCGAAUUUGUGCCUAGCAGUAAUAUCCCACUUAACCCAUCCUUCCGAAGACGUGCCCGAGUUAGUCAUCAAUGAGCCCAUUAAAGGCGCUAUCCUCAUGUCUCCAUGGGUCUCGUUUCAUCACAGCUGGCCGAGUGUAGAAGCCAGUGAACAUAGGGAUAUCGAUGCAAAGGACGUCACGACAAAGUGGUCGAGAGCCUAUCUCAAUGGGCGGCCGUCGAACAACUACAUCGAAGCAACAGAGGCACCAGAUUGGUGGUGGGACAACAUUAAGGCCCAGCAGACUCUGGUACUUGCUGGAGGUGACGAAGCUCUACUAGACCCGAUCAAGGUUUGGGUGAGCAAGUUCAAAAUAUCAAAUCCCGACACAACUCUGGUGAUUGGGGACAGGGAAUGUCAUGUUGCGCCUCUGAUCUGGCCGAUGUUUGGUGACUAUCAUGAAACCCAGCAGGAGCGUGCUUUGAAGCACUGGCUGCUGCAACGGUUACGUUAA
Aspergillus novofumigatus IBT 16806 is the source of this 1014-nucleotide messenger RNA. Its product is annotated as putative epsilon-lactone hydrolase. The transcript has 5 exons. The coding region runs from base 1 to 1014 and encodes 337 amino acids. Lineage: Eukaryota; Fungi; Ascomycota; Eurotiomycetes; Eurotiales; Aspergillaceae. The record is from RefSeq and is a predicted model, not a curated record. Gene Ontology annotation, molecular function: hydrolase activity.